UUUGUUAUUUGCUAUUUAACUAGAGUUUCAAUUAGAGUUGUAACUAGAAUUUCAAAAAAAAUUACGGUUUUAAGACGAACAAUUGAUGUAAAUGGAAUAGGAUCUAUGUGAAAAUCCAUAAAGAUGUCGAGUGACGUAAUUAUAAUGUGCGAGCAAUUAAAGUCGAUAAUUGGCAGCAAAGACAACAAAAAGGCGUGCACGCUUCUUGAUUCUAUUGACCGAUAUUUCGAUGAUAGGAUUUCCGAAAAUGAAAUUGAUUUGGCGGUUGCAAAGGUUUUUAGCGAAGAUGGUGGCGUUUUAGGAUUCAUGAAACUUUGCUUAAAGAACAUGUCGCAGAAAGACAAACCAUUUCACGAGUCAACGAUCAAAUCAUUUGAUUUAUUUAUCAAGAUUAUUAAACUUUACCCACAAAAAGUGGACAACUGCGCAGAUAUUGUUGUAAUUAUUUGUUUAGAGUAUAUUCGGUCGAUGAUAACAUCGGCCAAGGAAAAAGAACGAGCGGGCUCUGUGAUUGAAACUCUGAUUUCGGAAAAAUGCUGUUCGUCGGUGGAUCGAACCUUUUUGAUGAACGAACUGUUGAGAGUUGUUGAGAUAUCAAAAAAUUCGGGAACGGUUCAAUCACGUAUUUUUGGUUUGAUCGGUUGUUUGGCCAAAGAUUAUCCAGAUUGUAUUGAAAAUGUGGUUGAGGACGGCAUGAAAAUUCGUGAUAUUUUUUUUAAGGCAUUGGAAAAUGUUGUUGUCAACAAACAAAAUACAACUUUGAUACAGCUCACUGGUGCCUUCAAUGGUUUGAAUGAUUUCAUGGAACAUUUUGGACCGUCCGAUGAUCACAAAGAACAUUUUUCCACACGUCUUUACAAAUGCAUCAAACAAUUCUCCAACCCGUUAGACGCAAAGCAAAAAGGUGUAUUUUGCAGUGCACUGACACUAUUAGCAAAACGUUGUGAAGUAUUUCGAAAGGAGGUGUUUGAUGAUUUUUACUAUUGGCAUGAUUUACUGGUGAAUGUAUGGCUCAAAAUGGAUUCAUUCGAUAGUCGUCGACCAGCCAUUUUGUUAUUGCACGCGUUACAUCGUGAAAUCGCCAUUUGUUUAUUGGAAAUUGAUGAUUCCGAACGAUGUUGUCAAAUUUUUGAUUUUUUACAAUCAUACUUCAAAUCGAGACUGGAAUCGUCACAGAGUCAACCAUUCGAAGUUCGUUUAGCGAUUGUUGGUUUUGGUUUGAUCGCUGCACCAUGCAAGAAACUACUCUCACGUGAACAUCUGAACGAAUUGCUUCGAUUGGUAAUGCAGCGCACAGAAAGCGCUGCAAACGCUGUCAAUCACCAUAGAAAGGAACAGCUCGAACAUUUUCCAGACUAUGUUGAAGCGCUGUCGUUAAUUAUGGAACAGGUGGAUCAUUUGUCUGGGACACAAUUGAAUGUUCUUCAAAGCAUAGUUGUGGCGGUGAUUAAGAAUUUUCAUCUGCUGUCGACUGCACAUCAUGACAUGACCAUAAACACUCUAAUGCGCACAUUUCACAAUUUGUCAUUGCUUGGCGAUUCGAUCGUCGAUGACGUCAUCGAAAAGGUUAUUUACCAAGGAAUCAUUUGGACAUGUUCACACAAAUUGCCAAUCGAUGCAAGGUACGACUGGGAUGCGGAUACCAAUUGGACAGACCAAGUAACAUUCGUCUCUUAUUUACCGCUAUGGAAUGGAUUCCUGGCCGAAAUUGAAUCAUCGUCGUACAAUAGAACAGCGAUCGUUGGCAAAAUAUACGAUCACAUGAUGAAUUCGUUGUUCAAAAUUUUGAAUAAAUUGAAUUUGAAAGUGGAGAAACGAAAAUGUUGCGACGAUCAGGGGAAUGAGUUGUUCUUCAGCGAUCCGAACUAUGACUUGCAACCCGUAUUCGUGAAAGAUUUUCACAUUUUCUUCAAUUUGGUUGGGUUUUAUCACGACGUUCUAAAAGCGCAAAGUAUCGACAGUCACAAAACGAACUUUCUGAAAUGGAUCAAUCAAUUCACCGAAGAAGUUAUAUCGAAAUCAUUGAAGCAUCCAUUGGUCAGCGGUUUUGAACGGUUGAUGCAACUCAUUCUAAGUAUAUCAAAUCGUUUGGAUUACUUUGGCAACGAAUUGUACGAAGACAGCCAAAUAAACUACAACGAUGUCUAUUAUUAUUUGACUAAAACAAUAAAAAAAUCGCAACAAAGUUACGGUGAACUUCAAAUUGCGUGUUUAAAAUUACUGUUCACAUCGCCAGCUUCUAUGCUGCGCCGAUUAAUUCACGACAUGAUACCGGCAUUCCAAAUUGCCUUUCACAUUGGAAAAUCAAACGCAACCCUGUUCAUAGCCGGCAUGGCAUUGAGUACAAUAGAACGAUAUUUGGGCACCGUUGAUCGAACAACGAGCGACGCCAAGGAAUUUCUAUGCGCUGUAUUGCCAUACUUCGAUGCGUAUUUGCAGGGUUUCAAAAAUGAUCUGGUGCAAAGUGUUGAAGUGGCACGAAAACGUGUCCAAGGCACAAAACGAACCGCACAAAAACUGAUUAAAGUUAAAGAGAACGAUUUGCUGAAAUUCCAAAAGAGAAUCAUUCUAUUUUUGGGCACACUUGAACCGGAGUACUGUCAACAUGUGAUACAGCAUGAAAAUGCCAAUUUAGUCAAAUGGAAUACCAGCAAAAUUGUAUGUUUGACACUGUAUGGUCGGGAUUCAUUCAAUACGCAAAUCUACAUGGAUACAUUGAUUCCGCGUAUUUGUGAAAUUGCGACAUCGACCACCGAUCGACAGAAGAAGAUGACCGCUUGUGAAAUUAUCCAAGCAACAAUUCUCUAUCUGAUUGGUUCAAACAAUCACAGAGGUAAACUAUGGUCUGAACUGUGCAAGCUAAUGCUAGAAUUGGGCUGUGAUGGUGACAUCGGAAUACGACAGAUAUUUGAACCUCUGGUCAAUCAAACCAUGCACUAUAUGUCACGACCGGACCAACAACAAAUGGAGGGAAAUAGAAUUCUACUGAAAUGUCUCAUGGACGCAAUAUCGCAUCCAACCAAUUUGUCGGUUCGUGAUUUGGCAUCAAGAUCGUUACGGGAAUUUUUGAUAUGGACCUAUAAUCAGAGAGAGAGUGCCGAACAGUCUAAUGCGUCACCGUUCCAGAUCGAUGCGCUGAUAAAACAAUUGAAAAUGUUCAACUCGGAUGCAUUGCAUCAAAAGCGAUUUGGUGCUGCACUAGCGUUCAAUAAUAUCUAUCGCGAAUUGAGAAAAGCAUACCAUACGACGGAUAAAUAUUGGUUGGAUUUUCUUCAUGAUUUCUGCAUCAAUUUCAAAUUAAGCGAACAACAGAUGGAAGAAAAUUUGAAUUGUCCAUCGGAUUUGGAUCAAGUGUCGGCCAGUUUGGAUCAUGUCGAACGCGUUCUUCGUGAACAAAAUCAAAUUUUCAAUGAACCAAAUCCAAAUCGGAUCACAACCCCAGCGUACACAGGUUCAUUGUUAUUGCAUGCUGUACUUUGGCUUCUUGGUCAAACAAAUAGCACACAAAAUAUGUAUCGAAAGAAAGUCAUGGCAAUGUUUAUCGUUCUCGCGCCGUGUGUUGACACCUAUAAUUCAGCCGCUAUGUUCAUUCGAAGUACAUAUGAUCUUGAAUCGGUGAUUGAAUUGUGCGAUAAUAAAAUUGAUAUUGAAUAUUUCGACAAUCGUCGAGUCAUCGCAAUGUAUACAUGGCUGAAGAAACUGCGAACGUCACUCGAUUGUUAUAUCUGGUUCAUUCAGAAUGACUUUAUGCCGAAUCAUUGGAAAGAAAUAUUUGGAAAAAGCAACAUUUUCCGUGUACUUGAACACUAUAUCAAUAAUAUUUUGAAUAAAAAUCAAUUUGCUGAUGAUCAUCAUAUGGACGCCGGAACCAUUGCCGAAAUGGAGAAAAUCAAUAUGGAAAAGAGUGCCAUUUUAUUGUUGAUGCUACAAUUUUUGAACAAGACUAUUGCAAUCGAUUGUGUGCCCGAUGGAAUUUGGCAGCGCAACGAAUUAAUUUGGAUGAUUGAAACAUCUAUAUUUCGUCCACAAUGUCUUGAAUGCGAUUCAAAAAAUCCCGAAUUCCUGGCAGAACUACCGAAAGUUUUGCGAACAUUUAUCAUAAAUGUCAAUCGAUCAGCGGUGGAACCAUUCAAAACAGAAUUAAACGAUAAAUUGGUGCGAAGCACAACCGAAAUUUUCACAAAUUUAACCAAUUCCAUUGGCAAUAUACUAAAUCGUAGCUCAAUUUCAAUAACCGAAACGAACAAUUUGAAAGGUGUCGAUUUGAUUUACAGUCUCAUUAAAACGAAGGACAUUUCCACCAGCCAUAGUUUAAAUACAAAUAUCGAUGUGUUGGCCACUGACGUACUCUAUAAAAUGUUUGCUGAAAUCAAAGAAUGUCAAGGUGAUGAUUUAAUUGCCAAAUCACUGUCACCCGAUACGUUGAAAUUUACAAAAUAUUUGCUUCAAGUAUCGUUUCACAAAAAUCAAAUUUUUGUGAAUCUCAUCGAUUUAUUGCUGAACACAACCGAACUCACGAUAUACGAUUCACAAAAGACCAUUAAACAAGGAAAACAUUUUUUGAACUUGUACAAAUCGACAAUUUACAAGUAUUUAUUGAAAAGUGUCGAUAACAUUAUUGAACGUUUGAUAGUGAAAAUGUUGCCGCCAAAUGUGUCGUAUGUGUUGCAAAUAUUGUCGGAGCUCAUCGAAUAUGCGUAUAAAGCCGGACAAGAAAAUAUUCCACAAAUGAAAUUGCUAACGAAUAUUUUGCUCGGAAAUUGGCACGACAUACUGGCCAGAACCGAUGGUCAUGUGGAAAACAAAACGAAAUUAAUCGAUUUGAUGGAGCAUAUCGCAAUGAUUUGCCCAUAUGAAUUGACGUACAUAUCGGAGAAAGCUGCACAUUUUGAUAAUUGGUUGCUGAGCAUAAUAAACAAUGACGUGGACACCAUUGAUACCAAAUGUCAGGCGAUAUUUUUAUUGCCAUGUGUAAUUGGACCGGCAACGAAUGAUCAUCAAGAAAUUCAAAAUGCUCUGGAAAAAAUUCAAGAGAAUUACUUUCCAUUGUAUACAUCUGAAUUGCGGCCAGGAAGCGUUAAUUGGAAUACAUUUGAAAAUACAUUUCAAGUCAUUCUUGAUACAAUGUGCACAUCACAGUCAUUCGUUGUGUUGAAGUUUAUCAUCAAUUGCAGUGCACCAGACGCUGACCAUAUUAUGGACCGUCAAAUUGUACAGAGCACACGAAAAUUCAUGAGCUCCCUAAAACCAAAUCAUCAAUUGUAUUGCUUAAACAAAGUCUUUGAGAUGUUUUGCGGUUUGAAUUUCGAUGCUGCCAUCCGAACGGUAUUGAUGGAACGAUUUUUAUCGCAUAUGAUAUUGAGCUCAACCAAAGAUAUUGUUGCACAAUUUUAUGCCGAAAAUAUUCAAAAGAUUGAACUGUUAUUGGAAACUCAAUACACACUGAAUAUGUCUGAUUACAAACUGGAACAGGCCUUUACUUCACGCAUCGGUGUCUUUAAACUGAUCGAAAUUAUAAUUAUGAUUUUUGUACGACAUGAAAUUUGCGAUAAAAAUUUUCCAGUUUUAAGAGCAAAAUAUGGUAACAAUAUUAAAAAGGGCAAUGAACUAUUGGCAUGGAUGACAAACAAAGCAGACAGCGCAAAGAAAGAAACAUUUCAGACCACAAACGCACAACACAUGGAAUGGUUUCGUAAAUAUCAAUGUGCCGCUUAUAAAGCACUCUGCUCUCUCAUAAGUAAUACACAAACGAAUAUUAAUUUUUACGCAAACUUUUGUUUCAAUGAAAAUAAUUGGCGUUAUAUGAUCAAUACCACCGAUCCCGAUCUUUAUACAAGUCAAACAUUAGAAGUUGAUAAGCGGCCACAGAUCAAAGAGCGAAUGGUAUCGAUUCGGCGACUAAAGGAAAAUGAUACAGUGCCAAAUCGAAAGUAUAUCGAAACACAAAAUGUGUUUGAAUCGUCACUGAGUCAGGAUGUGACGAAAAUUGAUUUAAGUACAUCGUAUUUGCGAACCGCUGAUGAAGUCGAACGUCAAGUGAAUGCCGCAAACUAUCAACCGAAAACAUUGAUGUUGGAACGAAAUUCGGUCAAUGAUCAUGAAAUCAUGGCCGUGGUGUGCGGUGUUAUCGAUCAUAUAUUUGAAAAUGAUAUAGCAUCAGUUUCAUCGACGGAUUGGUUUCAAAAUAUAAAUAAAGUCAUUGCAAACAGCGACGUUCAUAUGAAUAUUCGGAUCUUUUUGGUAACAGCCAUCGACAAUUGCUCAAAAAGAUUCAAUCGAUGUGCCGAUUAUAUGACGCCAGCCAUUCUGAAAUUUUUGAUUGAUUGGACAACAUUAAAAGGAUCUAUUGAUGCCUUAACCGUAUUUUUAUUGGUCGAUGUGCUUGAAUGGUCCGAAAUUACAAAUCCAAUUAACGAAAAGAAUAAAAACGAUAUGCAAAAUCUUGCAACGAAAUUGAUGGCCAAUCUAAUGGCAUUUGCAAAUAGUCAACAACGUGAUGUGCUUCGCCGUAAUCUGGAACUCAUUCGCAAUUUGAUGGAACGAUGGCGUGAAUUUAUUGAGGUACCACAUGAAAUUCUGUAUGAGACGAUUACAGAUAAAAAUAUCGAGUCCAAAGUGAAUGCCUGUGGUCUUCAUCUAAAUGGUUUCGUAAUUGCCAACAACCUGAUACCAUGGACAACCGACGAGUCAAGAAAACGUUUUAUUAUAGCGAUCAUUUAUUGUUUGAACAAUAACCAUUCGGAGGUUUAUCAACCGGCCGCCGAACUUUUGGGCAUGGUAUUAAAUCAAAUCAUAGUCAAACAAAACAACAGAAGCAUUAGUAAAGAUAUGGAAGAAGUCAUAAGGGCUGUUGAGCAACGUUUGAAUGAUUGGAAAUUCAAGAAUGAAAAAAAAUUCAUGUACGUUCUGUACCACAUCGAUAAACGCUAUGUGAUUCAUAACAGUGGACUUAUCACAACAAUCACCAAUUUAAUGUCAAAAUGUACAUCGGAUAUGAAGAAAUAUUUCUUGCAAAUGUUCCUGAAUCGAGUCAAUGGAGCUGAACCUUGUGAUAUUCAAGUGUUUCUCUCCGAUCUAAAUCACUCGCAAGAAUAUCAACAUCAACUCCUUGGACUGCAUAUUUUCAACAAAGCACUACCAAAAUUGACCGCAAUCCGAAUUCAAAACAUGUUUCCUCGAAUCGCUUUAUUCCAUGAUGCCAAACAAAGCGAAAUUCGUGAUGUUGUGUACGAAAUAAUGAAAUAUGUUCGCGGAAAUUUAAGCGAAAAUCUCGAAUUGAAACAGAAAGCGACGGAAAUUCUAUUGAAAGGAUUGAAUGAUGUGGAUAAAAAUCUUCAAAUUACAGUAUUCAAAUAUUGGGAUGAAUUACCUGAAAUGCCGACCUCUUUAAAUGAUCGUGUUCUUUUUAUGCUUCAACAUUUGUACUUUUAUGAUUUUUUACAAUAUGGUGUUCAACUAUUGAUCCAUUUAAAUGCGGCCGAUUUAAAAAAAGAGGUUUUUCCAACACUUGCCAAGAAAUGUGAUUACGAUGAAUACGAUAUAAAUGUUCAUUGGAAGUCACAAGACAGUACACUUCGGGUACCAUUGUUCACUGAGUCACAGCAAAAGCAACUGAGCUCAAGCAGCGGUGAAUUUGAUCCAACACUCAGUUACUUACAAAAGAAACCACACUCGCUAAAUUUUGAACCAACAUUGGAUCCAUCGACAUUGUAUCGAGGCAGCGAUUCAUUUUCAUUGCAAUCGCAAAAUUCGUUACUUUUUGGCGAUUCGUCAUUGACGCUUGAUCGCCAAUCACAACAAGUACAAAGUAAAGUACAACCAUUCGGACCAAAGACAGAAGAAGAAAUUGCCAAUCGCAAACGUAAUAAAUUCAGCUAUUUACGCGAACGAAUUUUACGGAAUAAAGAUGUUGUGAGUCGAGAAAGAGCAUUGAGUGCGGUACGGCGACGCGACUACAAAGAACGUGAAGUAAAUCAACAACAAAAACGCAAAGAAGGUCAAGUCACAUUGUAUCGUCGCUAUCGUUUUGGCACAUAUCCCGAUUUUGCAAUAAAUAGUUUGGCAUUUUUGUUGCCACUACAAGUUUUAGUGAAGCUUGAUGUGAUUUUAGCACGAAAUACAUUUGUUACGAUUUUAAAUGCUGUUUACAAUGAACUGAACGAAGAGAUUCAGCGAGACUUUUCAACAGAACUUACCUAUUGCAUUGAAAACUUGAUACGACAAUCAAAUCAAUGCGAUCCAAUGCUGUUCAGUGCACUUACUGAAAUCGCAAUGACAAAUCAAGCUGAAUUAAAAAUUGAACCAGGUCUUGCGACAGCCAUACCAAAUGCCAAUAAUAUGAUGAUCAAUGCAAUUCUAUUGCUUGAAAAUAGUUUGAUGACAACACAUGACACAAAAUCAGAUGGUUAUGAAGAUGUAAUAAAUAAAUUGUGGGCAGAAAUGGCAAAUAUGUAUUACAAUUUAUCCGAAUUUGAUGUAGCGUCGAGCAUUUUUUGCGAUAAAAUUCAAUCCGAUCAAUUACAAACGAAGGCCAUUGAAUUUGAAUCGAACGGUGACUACAAUAGUGCUCUGCAUACGUACAUUCAAUCAAUUGAAGCACUACCCGAUGAUCUGGCCGACGAUUCAUGGGAAAAAUUGGCUCAGAAUUUUUCAUAUCAAUCGUUGUUCAAUUGCUACGAAGAAAUGGGACGAUGGGAGGAUCUUGAGGAUAAAGUGAAUUGUCAAUUGAAAAACGAGUCAAAUUCUCAAACUGAAUACGAGGAACUUUGGACCGAUGAUUGGAAUAUGAAUUAUCUUUUACAAUACUAUAUUCGUUCGGAAGUACGAACAUUAAUCUACAAUGGCUCACAAACACAAACAGUUCGAGAAUUUCUGUCCAAUAUUGGAGGUUGGUUGCAUAAUCCAACACGUGCUGAACAUAUAAAAAAGCACUUUGGCGAACAACUUAUGAUGCUACACAUGGCCAAUAAGGACUAUUUGGAGGCAAAGGUGUUUUCAAACCAAUACUUUGAGAGUUUUCUAAGCGAAUGGAGCGCAACGAGUGUUUUAUCGGAAAAAAUGCGUAACAAUAAAUUGAUGAAUAUGCGUCUUGUGGCCGAAAUUCAUAAGUAUGCAGAUCUUUUACAUAAAACAGUUGAUGAUGGUGCCAUUGAUGAUAGUGUAAUUGCCGCAUUGAAUGAUCGCUGGGAACAAACACAAAUGAACAAAGCCGAUUCAUCACAAUUAUGGGAUGCAUUGAUUUCGUAUCGGAUAUUUGUAACCGAACAGGCAUUGGAAAAAUUCCAACCAAAGACAGCACCAAUUGUUAGCCGGCUAACAGACAGCAUGUUCGAUAUGCAAUUUAAAUUGAAUGAAAUCGCCAUGCAACAACAAAAUACCGAAUUGUCGAACACCGUAUUGUGUCGUUUAGACACAUUUUCGAAAAAAUAUGAACAAAAUACGGGCAAAAGUAUAGUUCAAAAUGAAUUGGCCAAAGUACGGCACCAGCACCUUGAAUGGAUGAAUCUAAAUGGAUUCAAUUUGAAUGGAGGACUCGAGAAUUUAGUUAAAAUAUGGAAAAAUUUACGAAAUUUAUACGAUUUUCAACGAGACACACUCGAUGCAAAUCCAGACAUUCGCAUUAAAUUACUCGAUCAAUUCAAUGAAAUUACGGGAAAUGCAAGUAAAUUGAUAUCGGAAGGCGGUGCAGUAAGUGAACCAGUUAAAAAAUUGAUAGCAGAAUUAACCGAAUCAUCGGACCGUUCGCAAAACAUAUCCGAAUCGGUAGGCACAUUUGCACGUCGAUGUUGCAACGAAACAAUUUCAUUCGCUGAAAAAUACGAAGCGAACCAAUUGCAAAUGUUACAAACCACACAAACUGCAAUGAAAGAAAACGAUAUUGGAGAAUCAUAUUAUCGACUUGCUGUAUUCAGUUGGAAACAAACAAACGCUGGAUCUGAAGAAAGUCAACUGGAGGUGCAAAAACUAUUGAUAAAAUCAAUUUUACGUGGAAUGCGACACAAUUCGAAAAAUGCACGUCUUCAAUUUCCACGUUUGCUUCAGCUGAAAAAAAUCAACUCCAGAGAGUUAACGGACCUUUUCAAUCAAGAGGUGAAGCAUGUGCCCGUAUGGAACUUUUUGAAAUGGAUGACCCAGAUUAUAACCAACUUUGAUUUUGAGAAACCAUGUUUCUUGGACCAGUUACUUGUUGAAUUGGCCAAAACUUACCCGACAUCAGUAAUCUAUUCAUUCAAUUUAAUAUAUCAAAGAUUUCGUGAACGAAAACCGAAUGCCAGAAUUCGGUCGAUUGUUCGUCAAAUUCAAGCGGCCAUCCGGAAUCCAAUCAUCGAAAAGUUUAUUGAGCAAAUAAACUACGUGAGUCUUGCCGAAAAAGUGCUGUAUUAUCAUUUGAAUAAGAUUUUAAAACUAAAAGAUGAACAAGCCGUGAAGAAAGAACUCCAAAUAUGCUACGAUAAUGUCUAUGGAGGUACACGAAAUUUAUCGACGGCUAAUAUAUCCCCGACCAUUAAGAAAGAUUUUGAAGCACUCAUGAUUAUGAAACACAACCAAGUUGUUGAAGGUGUAAAUGCAUUGAUAAAAGUGAUAUCGUCUAUUAAAAAUCGUCAACCACAGUACGAGCUCAGUUGCUUCAGUGAAUGGUUGAAAGAGUAUCAUUGGUACGGUGGCAAUGAUUUUAUCGAAUUGCCUGGUCAAUAUACAGGAAAUGCGCCACCAAAUCCAAACAACAUUUUGAAAAUUGUGAAAUUUAACGAAAGAGUACAGGUUUUUUCAUCUUUACGGUGUCCAAUUAAAAUGAGUGCCGUUUGUUCUGAUGGUAAGACGUAUAAUUUGAUCGUGAAAUAUGGCGAAGAUGUACGACAAGACGAACGCAUUCAACAUAUUCAAGAAUUGAUGUCGGAUCAAAUGAAAACGGACAAGAAUUGUAGCCAACAAAAACUGUCACUGCAAACAUACAAAGUUAUACCAUUGAACACACAUUGUGGCAUUAUAAGUUGGCUCGAAAACACCGAUACGAUUAGUUCGCUUCUGACAAGUACCUAUCCAUCGUGGAAAAAGAUAGACUAUGAUAUUCGUCUUCGUUAUCUGAAAUUCAUCGAUAUGCCAAAAAAUGUCUCAAAUGAAAAGGAUCAGGAGUUAUUUAAUAAUGUUCAAGCUGUCCUACAUUAUUCGCAUGUUGAGCUGUCGAAAAACAUGCAAGAGCUCCAAAGCCAUGUGCCGCAAAAUAUGCUGCGAAAUGUAAUAUACAAUAUGAGCGCAUCGCCUGAAUGCUUUUAUGCAUUGCGAAAUAACUUCACAAAGAGCAUUGCGGCCAUGAAUGUUGCACAUUGGAUACUUGGAAUUGGUGAUCGUCAUUUGGACAAUUUUGUCAUCGAUAUGAGCAACGCACAAUUGAUUGCUAUUGAUUUUGAUAUGGCUUUCGGUAUUGCAACACGAAGUCAAACCGUUCCCGAACUCCUGCCAUUCCGUUUAACUAAACAAUUUGUGGAUGUGAUGCAACCAUUGAAGACCAGCGGAUUUCUGGUAAAAUCAAUGGCUCAUGUACUACGCACAUUCCGCAUGGACAGUGAAUCUCUAAUGGCUGCUCUCGAAUGUUUCAUUCGAGAUCCAUCUUCAAGCAAUCACAUUCGUGGAUGCGACCCUGACCAUCUUAUCAAUGCCAUCAAAGGGAAACUUAACGGCAUCAAUCCGUUAAUACCAAUUGAAAACGAUUUGGAAAUUGGAAACCUCAAACAGCAUAAAGGCGUCAUUCCAGCGUACAUAAAACUAUUGAAAGGAAGCAAUCAAAAAUAUCGUCACAAUUUGCCUAAAGAAGAUUUAACAGUUGAGCAGCAGGUUAAAUGUUUGAUUGACCUCGCCACCGAUCCAUCAGUUUUGGGUGCUGCCUACAUUGGAUUCAAGCCAUGGUGUUAAAAUAACAAUAUUUAACAUAUUGUCCAUAUUGAUAAUAACUUCCCUGUCGGGAGUAAAAAAUAAAAAACAAAAAACUCAUAUGUGAUGAAGCUUUCGAAAAGUCAAAAUUAAAAAUGAAAUAUUUUUUUGAAUUAAAACUCUUUACAUUAUAACUAAAAUAUGAA
This is a messenger RNA of Contarinia nasturtii (swede midge), 12074 nucleotides long. RefSeq names its product DNA-dependent protein kinase catalytic subunit-like. Gene Ontology annotation, cellular component: nucleus. Gene Ontology annotation, biological process: intrinsic apoptotic signaling pathway in response to DNA damage; double-strand break repair via nonhomologous end joining; telomere maintenance. Gene Ontology annotation, molecular function: protein binding; protein serine/threonine kinase activity. The record is from RefSeq and is a predicted model, not a curated record. The coding region runs from base 124 to 11910 and encodes 3928 amino acids. NCBI's taxonomy places the organism in Eukaryota, Metazoa, Arthropoda, Insecta, Diptera, Cecidomyiidae. The transcript has 14 exons.